Molecule: messenger RNA, 895 nt
Organism: Parastagonospora nodorum SN15
Lineage: Eukaryota; Fungi; Ascomycota; Dothideomycetes; Pleosporales; Phaeosphaeriaceae
Exons: 2
Coding region: 291-812 (173 amino acids)
Source: RefSeq, a predicted model, not a curated record
AUGUCUGUCUGUGUCGCCUGUAACAAUCCUCUCGAGAUCGAGAUCGAGCGCGACGAAGAUGAGGAGUACGGCAACGGCGCAUCAUCUUCUAGCAAAGCUCCCGCCGCAGCGCCAGAAACUGUACCAGACGAUGUACAGAUGAAUUGCGGGUGCCAUUUUCACUGCAUUGCAGGGACUGCCUUCUCGAAGCCUACCAAACCACCGAGUGCUCAAACUGCGGCAAGAACAUUGCGUCCAACUCCUCGACCGGCGCGCAACAAGUCCUCUGCAACCUGAACAAUGAAGGCGGCAUGCAGCAAGACCUCGAUAUCCUGCCUCUCCUCUCCGAAGAAAGCUACCUCAAAGCCUACCCCGAAGACCGAAAGUGUCGCGCGUUUCUCGAGUUCUGCCGCGAAGGCGACUACAAGGCCAUUAUCGACAUGCUGCAAGACGACGAGGUGGACGAGGAUGACGAGGACGAGGAGAUGGGCGACAGCGAUCAGUCUGGCAAGGAGGAGGUCGGCAUUGACCGCAUGUUGCGAUACCAGGACCCCAUUGGUGACAUGCAGUCGGGACUACAUGCGGCGGUGCAGGCACAGAGCAGAGAGGUUGCGUGGUUGCUGUUGCUGUUAGCCAGCAACUAUCCUCUGCUCGAGUUCCCGCCUGAGGUCUUCCAAGAGGCUGAGUCGAUGGGCAUCAUGAGAGGCUUGACUGAGGACAAGGUGGACAUCAGAAGCCUGAAGGAUGCAAAUGGCAAGACGGCGGAAGAUAUCGCAAACGAGAUUGGUGGAGUCUGGAAUGGUUGGACUGGUAACGGCCGGUUGGCGAUAUAAACCGUCUAUGCAAAUAGUCUGGGAAUGUGUACAGAGCCAAUAAAAAGUUUAAGAUAUCCAUGUCAUGGACAUCAGGGUGUUCC